UCACUUGAGGCGACAUUUGACGACAAGCGAAGAAGACGGGCUCACUACUAUGGCACACCUAACGACCGCGGAGCGUCAGUUACCCGACGUUAACGGUUAAUGUAUUUUCAACUUUGCUCGUUCAGUUGUUGUUGUUUUUUUUUAGCGCCGGGCUGCUGUCAAGUACAGGCAACAGUUCACCACAGUUAACGGCGAGGGGACGGAAUACGAAAGCGGAAGAACUUUCCGUAGUUAGCUUGACAAGUAGCUGGUGUAACGCUGCACGGUAGCGGCCAGCAGGCUAGCUGCUCCCUCUCCUGUCGUUUCCCGGAGCUCCUCGAGAUUUCACGGCGUCAACGAGAAUACCUGGUAGUUAACAGUUAGCUGGUUGUCUUUCAAACGCCCAGAGGCAGUUUGUACCACCGCCGAGGCGUAGGCAGGGCGGACUGGACUUGGAGCAGUGACAGGUCGGAACUAACCCGUAGCUGAGGUUGGUGCUACGCUGCGGCGAGCUGUGUUUGAGCCGGCUGGAGACACUCACACAUCAGUGACUGUGUGAUGAGCUGAGAGGGAGCUGGUCAUACUGAGUCUCUGCGAAAUGGUCGUGGAGCUGUAACAUAGCCAAAGCUUUAAAAUAAGAUAUCUCAGUCCGGCUCACAAGGAGGGUCAACCUUUCGCUUUGCCAAAAACAAAACAAAAAGCACCCGUGAAGACUGCAGAAAUGCUGACUGACAACAGGAAACGACACCGUAGCUGUGACAGUGAGGAGGACCAGCAGCUGAGUCCCCAGGCCAAGAGGUCAGGAGGGGGUCCCAGCCUGCUUGUUUCGGAUUUGGACUCAGAGUCUUCCAGCAGUGACAGCAGUAACGGGAUCAGCAGUCCAGAGAGAGCAAUAGUGGCCACCACCAGGCCAUGCAUACACAGCCAGAACAACCGCAUCACCCAGCACUCCCUCAGCCCAAAGCCUGAAGACUCUGCUAGCUCCUUGCAGCAUGGUUUCCAUGGCGACGGCAGCAGUGUCUCCUAUGACUACAUCAACAGAGUCCUGAGGGAGGCGCACUUCAGCAGUCUGCAGACCAGAGGGCGUCCAGGCUCAACAUGACCGUGACCUCUGACCCCUCUCCUGACCUUUGGUCCCUCGCCCAUCAGUGCUGACACUGCUGGCACGGUGGCUCCUCCUUGAAAGCCUCAAGCGACACACUCGGGUCAGGGGGGAAGGGGAUGACGUGUGGGGAGGUUUACAGAUUUUGGGCGCAAAGGCUCAUCCCCACCUCACUAUGUACCAUUUGUCAAGACCAUAAGCACAUCCGCCUUUCCAUGGCCCAGCCACUGUGGUUUUCUGUGCAGUAUUGAUGUGUAUGUGUGUUUGUGUGUGUGCACGCACCCUGUGCACUUUAUAAAGAGGUAUCGUUCUCUUUACAUGCGUGCGUUGAUGCGUGGACAUUUUCAUUGGUGCUAAUCACAAGAAAAGUGUGAUGAAGAUGAUCCAAAGUGCUUGCAAAACUAAAUAAAGCUAAGCACUUUACUCAAUAACUCCUCAUUCUGUUUACUCUCGACUGGGGAAGUCAGUCGCAUGUUUGUAUUUGUGAAGAGGGAGUUGUAGUGAUCCCAUUCACAAAAGAAGUUCAUGGAGGCCAACGGAUUCACUCCCAAGGAGCAUUAUUAAAACAAACAAGUAAAAUAACAUUUUAGGCCUUAUUUGUUUUCUUUAACCAAAGUGGUAAAUACUGUAUCUGCAGUUACUUUCACUAUCUAAAUUAAUCUAUGUUUUGGUGUGGCAGGUCAGUAGGUUCAAGGUAAUGGAACAGAGAUUCCUCAUGAGCCUCACCACCAAAGUCCAACCUCAGAUUAGACCCAGGCUAAUUAUAGAGUUGUGAGAGCAGGCAGUGGAGUCUGCAGCUCAGGCAGCGUCAUGCUCAGCACAGUAAUUCUAACAAAAACAGCCUCAAGGAAACACUCUAAAUCAAUUUGUAACCAUGUGUUUACUUCUGUAACAUUUUACACAUCGUGUGUUUCGUAAGCCUGUCAGCCAUACUUGUUUCUGUAUGGUUUAAUAAGACCAGCACACUGUGUUGCAAAUAAAAUGAGAUGUGAAAGUGAUUAAUAUUUUAUGUAAUUUUCCAAAUCAUUUGACAUUGAAAUAAAGCGUUGCUGAAA
Messenger RNA from Morone saxatilis (striped sea-bass), 2136 nucleotides. Its product is annotated as protein FAM104A-like. The record is from RefSeq and is a predicted model, not a curated record. The transcript is spliced from 3 exons. NCBI's taxonomy places the organism in Eukaryota, Metazoa, Chordata, Actinopteri, Moronidae. The coding region runs from base 701 to 1081 and encodes 126 amino acids.